AUGCUGCCGCGGGUGCGCGCUGCCGUGGCGCAGCUCGUAGCCGGGCUGGGGGCGGGGGCGAGCGCGCAGCCCCCCGCAGAGCCCCGCACCGGCGGCGGCGGGGACGGGGACGGCGGCUCCGAGCCCGCGGCUUGUUCGUGCCGCCCGGCUUUCCUGCAGCUGACGGCCGAGGAGCUCCGCAGAGCCGAGGACCGGGCGGGCCGGGCCGUGCAGAGCCCCCGCGACGGCCGGCGCCGCCUGCCCUGGAGCACGGGCUACGCCGAGGUGAUCAAUGCAGGGAAGAGCCAGCACAAUGAGGACCAGGCGUGCUGUGAGGUGGUGUUUGUGGAGAGGAGGCCGAGGCUGAGAGGGCAGCUGCUGCCCAGGGAAGGCAGCAGAGAGGUGGAUGGGGGCAGGAAGGGGUUUUAUUUCCACUACUGGGCUUUGUUUGAUGGCCAUGCUGGCAGUGGUGCUGCUGUCCUGGCAUCCAAGAGGCUCCAUCUGCACAUCCGUGAGCAGCUCCGUGACCUCGUGGACGUCCUGCAGGACCCUUCCCCACCUCCCAUCUGCCUCCCACCCUGCAGCCCAGUGGAGCUGAGCCAGGUGCCCCUCACAGAGGAUGACAAGGAGGUCUCCAACGAUGCUGUGCCACGGUUUCACCUGGAGAAAGCUGUGUCCCACGAGAGCCUGGUGAUCGGCGCCAUCGAGAACGCCUUUAAGCACAUGGAUGAAGAGAUCGAGCAGGAGCGAGUGUCCCAGCACCUGGCUGGGGGUUGCUGUGCCCUGGCUGCCAUCUACCUCAUGGGCAAGUUCUACGUGGCCAACGCUGGUGACAGCAGGGCCAUUAUCAUCCGUAAUGGGGAAAUCAUUCCAAUGUCCAGGGAGUUUACUCCAGAGACAGAGAGGCAGAGGCUGCAGUUUUUAGCGUUCCUGAGGCCUGAGCUGCUGGGAAAGGAAUUCACCCACCUGGAGUUCCCCCGCAGGAUCCAGCCCAAGGAGCUGGGCAAGAAGAUGCUCUACAGAGACCAAAACAUGAAUGGCUGGGCUUAUAAAAAGAUAGAAGAGGAUGACCUGAAGUUUCCACUUAUCUAUGGGGAAGGCAAAAAGGCUCGAGUGAUGGCCACCAUUGGGGUCACCCGGGGCUUGGGAGACCAUGACCUCAAGGUGUUCAGCUCCAACAUCCACAUCAAGCCUUUCCUGUCCUGCUUCCCAGAGGUCAGGGUUUAUGACCUCACACAGUAUGAGCACUGCCCUGAUGAUGUUCUGGUCUUGGGCACUGAUGGGCUCUGGGAUGUCACCAAUGACAAGGAGGUGGCUGGUGUGGUGAUGGAGGUGCUGACGAGCUACGAGCCCAAUGACCCGUGCAGGUACACCAUGGUGGCCCAGGAGCUGGUGGUUCGGUCCAGGGGGAUGCUGAAGGAGCGGGGCUGGCGCCUGGCCAACGACAAGCUGGGCUCUGGUGAUGACAUCUCUGUCUUUGUGAUCCCUCUGGGUGGUGAUGGAGGCAACUACACGUGAUACCUGAUGUCCCCUGGGGCAGUGGGGGAUGGACACAGCAGGACAUUGCCUCAGGGCCACCUCUCCCCCAAGCACUUGUUUCCUGAGCCAAACACCAGUAGAAUAAGAAACCUGGAGCCUCUGUCUGAGCCUCUGCCCAGAGGAUCCCCCUUCACCUGCUGCAUCCCAGACCUGGGUGGAGAUGGAGGAGCCUUGGACAGAGGGCAGGGACUGAGGUCAGGACAUAUUUUUCAUGCUGCCACUUCUUUGGUCACUGUGAAAAGCCUAAAGGCUCUCUGGCUUCUUUGCACCUCAGCCUGGGUGUGCUGGUUCCAGCAGCAGUGUGUGCCUACUGCUGCACUCAUCUCCUCCUCCUCCUCCCCUGGGACACUUGCACCAGUCACCCCAGAGCUGCUGCUGGGGCUGGGAUGGAGCCCUGCCAGCCUGGCCCAAAUCUAGUUGUAGAUGGUGUGGUGGUGGCAUCCCAGCUUUGUGUUUGCUCUCUCUGGCCCCUCACACCUUCAUCCCAGCCACAUCCAUUGUCUUAGCAGCUGGGGAGGAUGGGGCAGUGCUUGCUCACUGUGCCACACCGAGAGCCCUGGUGAAGGAACGAGCACUGGCAAUGCCACAGGUGCUGCCCCCAUCCCUCCUCAUGCCUCACAUCACUGCUGGGAUCCAAUUAGUUGUGAUUAACCAGAGAGCUGAGCUGGAAAAUGUCUAAAUCCUUUUCUUGGGCUGAGGAGUCUGUGUGAAUCCACAGCUGUGCUUGUGAGGAGGCUGAAGCUGGCCACUGCUGCGUGGCAGUUGCACACAGAGCAGCCCUGUUCAGCCAGGCUUAGCAGCUUCAACGUGCUGCAGGGAUCUGCUUAGCUGGGAGGCUGCAAACACACAACAAAAGCAGCUUGGUUGUGACUGGGGGAAGGGAGAAAACUCCCUCCUUUUCCUUCCCAAUCUCCAAGCUGGUGCUGAGCAGAGCUGUGGCAGCACUGGGAUCUCCACACAGGAUCUUCUUUUGCCCCUGAGCUGGAGGAUAUGUUUCCUGGAGCUCUGCAGCGUGUUGCAUCUUCUCAGAACAUGAGGGAUGGUCCCAUCCUGGCAGGAGGGGUGAUGGGGAGCACUGGGUGAUGGUCCCUCCUCUUGGAAAGGCUCUGUGGCAGCAGUUGUUUGUGUCCUGCUGUCAGCCAGCUCUUGUCAAGCCUCAGCUCUGGUGAAUGUUGGUUGUCUCUUGUAAUCAGUGAGAUGUAAA
This is a messenger RNA of Colius striatus (speckled mousebird), 2722 nucleotides long. RefSeq names its product protein phosphatase, Mg2+/Mn2+ dependent 1J (gene PPM1J). Bases 1 to 1497 code for a protein of 498 amino acids. The transcript is spliced from 10 exons. Gene Ontology annotation, biological process: protein dephosphorylation. NCBI's taxonomy places the organism in Eukaryota, Metazoa, Chordata, Aves, Coliiformes, Coliidae. The record is from RefSeq and is a predicted model, not a curated record. Gene Ontology annotation, molecular function: protein serine/threonine phosphatase activity.